AUAGCAAAUUCAGAUAACAAUUGAAGCAUCGUAGAUGGAAUUUCUUAUUAUUAAGGUUUAUUUUUAUUAAGCAAGUUGUAUGUUGUUGUGGUCAAUGGGACGAGAAUGCGGUGGAAAUUGUUGUCGUAAAUAGUAUAGUGCUAAUAAGUAUCUUGGCUGGAUAAAAAGUGUAGUGUGUUCCAUGACGCUCGCUUUAAGAAACUGUUUGGUGGAGACAUUUUUAAGCCACAUAAGAAGCCUAGCAAUUUAAGUUUCCGUCAUUGUAGAGGUAUACUAAUAGUGAAUAUAGAUCCUGAAGAUCCUGAAUGAAGAUCGUAAAAAAUGAAUGCCAUUCAUUGAGUGACCUAAAACCCACCGCAAUAAAUUAGUCAUUACUGGCCUAACCUUGCGCAUACUCGUAUAUCAAAUGUAUUAAAAAAACAAGAAACAGGAUUAAAUCAAUUUACUGCUCGGAAAAUAAUAUUACGGGCAUUUCAAAAAAAAAAACUAAAACAAUUGUAGCCGCGAUGACAUAAUGUUGCUUGUUACAGCAUUAUUAUUGGUUUAUAUUGCAUCCAAUCCAGUGUGUCUCUGUCUUUUUACAACAGCGCACGUAUGACAUGCGCAAAAAUCGUAAAAACGUAAGAAAAACCUCGUUUAUCGGUGAAGUUUUUUAACAGCUAUUUAGCAUAAAUAUGUUUACAAAUGUUUAACCUACCUGUCGAGAACCCUGCACCAGGAUGUCGGUAAUCGUUAUCGCGACUUGUCGUCAUUGGAACGGUGAGGUUGACGCGACUGAAGUUCAUACAUGAACGUCCACAGAACAACACGUAUUAUUAGUAGAAAAAUCGAAUCAGCGACUCAUGACAAAGUAUCUAAUCGAUAUAAUACGCCCUUCAACGAUAGAGCUAACGCUGUUGUUGAUAAGGACAGCGAUAUAAACAGUUAGUAGAUACACAGUGCAGUGUGAUAAAGUGAUAUUUUGUGAUGAGAAAUAAUGUUCGACAUUAUAACAGUGUGAUCUCAGUAACAACGCUAAGAUUUUGUGUGAUGACAAAAAAUAUUUAAGUGGCUCUUUGAUUGACCUUGCGUCUCUGAACUUUGGACUUAACAAUCUUCUAUAGCAUCUAUGAACUAAGUGCUUAAGGUACAUUUUUCAUUCAUUGGCAAUUAUAGUUCCUUAUAUUGCUGAAAAGAAGUUUAGAGAAGUUUAUUUGAAAAUGCAAAACAUAUAAACAAUGAAAUUGCGAGAAAAGAAGAACCAAUAGUAGAAUUUAAUAACCAACUAUUGUCAUAAAGCGGUUAAGAGUAUGUCUGAGAGUUAACAACAAGCAUUACAUGACAGUGAGAAUUCGCUUAUACCAUUAUAAGUAUAUACCAUCACUAAUGUUGGUGCUAUAAAACUUGUAUUCUCAGGUACAGAUUCAUAAUUACUUGUCAAGACUAUUAUUAAGAGAUAAAGUAAAGAAGUGACACAUGGCAACGAAAGAAUUAUACCUAUAGAUAAAGUUAUCGGUAAAGGUUGGAUAAAAAACAAUAAUUAUUACAGGCAAUGUCAGUUGUUAUAAAUUUGGUGGUUGAUGGAAGAAAAGUCUGAAGGAGUCGAUAAUUUACCAAUAGAUCGGUCAGUUUACAGAAAUACUUGACAAGAAUAUUAUUAUAAAAUAGACGCUGAGAGGUGACCUACUUGUGAAGGAUCACAUUGAGACGUGGAGAAUUCACCGAUAGAUAGAGUUAUCGGUAAAGUUUGCAUAAAGAACAAAUAUCAAAGUCACUAGAAGUGAGCUGUUAUAAGUAGGUAGAGUUUGUGUAGACGAUGUAUAUGCGCGUGAGUGUGUCGUGGAAGUGGGUGGUGCUGUGGUCGCUGUGGGCUGCACGAGUGGUGCGGCAGCCCACGGCGGAGCUGCGCGUGAGCAACGGGCUGCUGCGGGGGUCCGUAGCGCACGACGGCUCGCACCUGCACUACCACGGGAUACCCUAUGCUACCGUUGGCCCUGAACAUAGGUUUAAGGCACCGGGUCCGGAGCCAACGUGGGAAGGUGUGUUCGACGCGAUAGAUGAAUAUGUACAAUGUCCGCAACGACUCGCAGGACAAACUGUUGUUGGGCAAGAAAACUGUCUUGUACUUAACGUGUAUACUCCUCUACACGCAAAUCCUGAUUCCCGAUUACCCGUUAUGGUGUUCAUCCACGGAGGAGGUUUCUUCCAUGGAUCCGGUUCUAAAAUCAUAUACGGUCCAGAAUAUUUGGUAGCAAAAGAAGUCAUUCUCAUCACUAUAAAUUACAGACUCAACAUACAAGGUUUCUUAUGUCUACGAACCGAAGAUGCGCCGGGUAACGCUGGCAUGAAAGACCAGGUAGCGGCCCUCAGAUGGGUUCAAAGAAAUAUUGAAGCGUUCGGAGGCGACCCUGACAAUGUGACAUUAUUUGGAGAAUCAGCAGGUGCAGCGUCCGUAUCGUAUCAUCUCCUUUCACCAAUGACUAAAGGUUUAUUCCAUAAGGCGAUCAUACAAAGUGGAUCAUCUCUAGCCCCUUGGGCUUAUCAGCUCAGGCCUGUGUAUAUGGCCAGUUUACUUACCAAAACUAUGGGGUACAAAACUGAGGACCCCAAGGAAUUGUAUCAAAUUAUAAUGAACAAGACUGAUGAAGAAUUGAUUAUCACGAGAGUACCGAGGAAGGAAGGCAAUUUAAUUGUGUCUGAAGUUUUAUACGCUCCUUGUACGGAGGAGGUAAUAGAUGGCGUAGAGCCGUUCCUAACAGAAAUACCAUAUGAAGCGCUGUCUAAAGGGAAAUUCAACAAAGUACCUCUGAUCAUUGGCGCAAACAGCGAGGAGGGAUUGCUUUUCGCUAGGAGGGAAAAUGAUACGACAAUACCAAAGAUUUCAUUUGAAAAGUCCUUGCCGAAAGAUAUAGUAAUACAUUCUGAGAGCGAAAGAAAAGCAGUGGCAGCGAAGGUGUAUGAACUUUACAUGGGUGAUGAUGAAGUAUCCAGUGAAACCAUUCUGAAGCUUUCAAGGCUUCAUGGAGAGCUGUACUUUAACUUGCCAAGUGUAUUUGAGACGGAAUAUAUUCUAAACAGUACGGAUCAGCCGGUGUACAACUAUUUCUUUAACCAUAGUGGUUGGAGGAACCUUGCGAAGGCGACACUUGGAGGUCCUUUUAAUCAAGUGGCGGGCGCGACGCAUGCUGACGAAUUGUUUUACUUGUUUAAGUCGCUAAAGGUGUCUCUGACACUAUUUGAGAACGAAAUGAUUGACACUAUGACUACUUUAUGGACGAACUUUGCUAAGUAUAGUAAUCCGACGCCCGCAGCUGCGUCCCUGGACUUCUCCUGGCCGCCCAGCUCGCCCCACUCCCUACACGCGCUGGUGCUGGGCUCUGCGCACACGCAGCCGCUGUGGCACACACCCUCGCUUCACUACUGGCGGGAACUCUACCACAAAUACAGGCGGAAACAUUAUUAGAUUGAGGAACAAAUUGUUGUGAUAUUUAUUAUUAAAUUAUUUUUAGAAUUUUU
Pectinophora gossypiella (pink bollworm) is the source of this 3495-nucleotide messenger RNA. RefSeq names its product acetylcholinesterase-like. The transcript has 3 exons. The record is from RefSeq and is a predicted model, not a curated record. The coding region runs from base 1796 to 3442 and encodes 548 amino acids. NCBI's taxonomy places the organism in Eukaryota, Metazoa, Arthropoda, Insecta, Lepidoptera, Gelechiidae.